Messenger RNA from Dichomitus squalens LYAD-421 SS1, 1065 nucleotides. Its product is annotated as G-protein alpha subunit. Bases 1 to 1065 code for a protein of 354 amino acids. NCBI's taxonomy places the organism in Eukaryota, Fungi, Basidiomycota, Agaricomycetes, Polyporales, Polyporaceae. The transcript has 7 exons. Gene Ontology annotation, cellular component: heterotrimeric G-protein complex. Gene Ontology annotation, biological process: G protein-coupled receptor signaling pathway. The record is from RefSeq and is a predicted model, not a curated record. Gene Ontology annotation, molecular function: G protein-coupled receptor binding; GTPase activity; G-protein beta/gamma-subunit complex binding.
AUGGGCUGCGUCCAGUCUUCCGGCAUCGACGACGAGGCCAAGGCCCGCAAUGAUGAGAUCGAGAAUCAGAUCAAGCGGGACCGCAUGAUGGCCAAGAACGAGAUCAAGAUGUUGCUUUUGGGAGCUGGAGAGUCGGGCAAGUCUACUGUCCUCAAGCAGAUGAAGCUCAUUCACCACGGUGGAUACAACGAGCAGGAGCGGGACUCGUACAAGGAAAUCAUCUUUUCCAACACCAUCCAGUCUAUGCGUGCCAUCCUUGAGGCGAUGCCGCAUCUAGACAUCCAGCUCUCGCCCCAAAACGAUGCCCGGCGUUCCAUCGUCCUCUCUCUGCCUGGUCAGAUUGAGGGCGAUGUGCUCCCGCGCGACGUUGCGGAUGCCAUCCGCGGCCUGUGGAGGGACCCUGGUGUGAAGGAAGCUGUUGCUCGCUCGCGCGAGUUCCAGCUCAACGACUCGGCUAUCUACUAUUUCAACGCUAUCGACCGUAUGGCUGCUGCCAACUACCUGCCUACGGACCAGGACAUCCUCCGAUCUCGUGUCAAGACCACUGGUAUCACCGAGACCACCUUCAAGGUUGGUGAGCUCACCUACAAGCUCUUCGACGUCGGCGGUCAGCGGUCCGAGCGUAAGAAGUGGAUACACUGUUUCGAGAAUGUCACUGCCCUCGUCUUCCUUGUCUCCCUGAGCGAGUAUGACCAGAUGCUGUACGAGGACGAGAGUGUGAAUCGUAUGCAGGAAGCGUUGACUCUCUUCGACUCGAUUUGCAACUCAAGAUGGUUCGUCAAGACGUCGAUCAUCCUCUUCCUCAACAAGAUUGAUCUGUUCGCCGAGAAGCUGCCGCGGUCGCCAUUGGGUGACUACUUCCCAGACUACAAUGGCGGCGAUGACUACGACGCAGCGUGCAACUAUCUUCUCCACCGGUUCGUCUCACUGAACCAGAGCGCAGCAACCAAGCAGAUCUAUGCACACUACACCUGUGCAACAGAUACCCAGCAAAUCAAGUUCGUCUUGAGCGCUAUUCAGGAUAUCCUUUUGCAGCUGCAUCUGCGGGAAUGUGGUCUUCUCUAG